Eublepharis macularius is the source of this 1699-nucleotide messenger RNA. It is a transcript of the gene HSD17B7, whose product is annotated as hydroxysteroid 17-beta dehydrogenase 7. Gene Ontology annotation, cellular component: endoplasmic reticulum membrane. The coding region runs from base 393 to 1286 and encodes 297 amino acids. The record is from RefSeq and is a predicted model, not a curated record. Gene Ontology annotation, molecular function: estradiol 17-beta-dehydrogenase [NAD(P)+] activity; 3-beta-hydroxysteroid 3-dehydrogenase (NADP+) activity; 5-alpha-androstane-3-beta,17-beta-diol dehydrogenase (NADP+) activity. Gene Ontology annotation, biological process: cholesterol biosynthetic process. NCBI's taxonomy places the organism in Eukaryota, Metazoa, Chordata, Lepidosauria, Squamata, Eublepharidae. The transcript is spliced from 10 exons.
UCCCCCUCGAGCCCUUCGCAUCAUGCAGAGAGUCGUAGUGGUCACUGGCGCCAGCAGGGUCUCUGGACAUCUCUAAAAAAGGAAGUAUUGAACCAGGAUUGAAUAUGAUUUUCUACAGUGAUUACUACAGAAUUCCAAAAGAGUUGGUGACUGCCAUCCAUCAUGAAGAAAAUCUGUGGUCUUUAACGCUCUGGAUCUUCAGGACUCCACUUUUCAUGUUGCCGUAGUAUCAAAGCAUGGUCAAUGCCUGAAGUUCCUAUCUGGAAGGAUGGCGUAACAGUAUAAACUGCUCCCAUGAUGUGACCUUGAUUCUGGUCGGAAUUGGAUUUGCCCUCUGUGAGCGUCUUCUUCAGGAAGAUGCCAGCCUCCAUCUGUGUCUCGCCUGCAGGAAUAUGGAGAAGACCAACGCCACCCGUAAGAAAUUGUUGUCCUACUUUCCCCACGCAGACAUCAGCAUCGUACAAGUAGAUGUUGGCAAUGUGGAAUCGGUCCUAAAUGCAGCCAAAGAGAUCAAGAAGAGGUUUCAGCAUAUUGAUUAUCUCUACUUGAACGCUGGAAUUAUGGUAAAUCCACGUGUCAGCUUCUCGGCUUUUGUGCGUGGCCUCUUCUCCAGGAGAGCCGUCCGGAUGCUGACCACAGCAGAGGGCCUGAUGAGCCAAGAGGACCGUGUCACUCCAGAUGGCCUGCAGGAAGUCUUUGAAACCAACAUUUUUGGGCAUUUCAUAAUGAUCCGGCAGCUGGAAUCUUUGCUUUGCUGUCUUGAAAAGCCCAGCCAGCUGAUUUGGACUUCCUCUAUCAAUGCCCGCAGGUCUAACUUCAGCCUUGACGACUACCAGCACAGCCAAGGCAAAGAAGCCUACAGCUCCUCGAAAUAUGCCACUGACCUUGCGAGUGUGGCUCUGAACAGCCAUUUCAACAAGCAGGGCAUGUAUUCCAGUGUUGUGUGUCCAGGUGUUGUGAUGACCAACAUGACAUAUGAAAUCCUCCCUUCUUUCUUAUGGAAGUUACUUUUACCCAUCAUGUGGCUGGUCCGUCUUUUCACCCAUACUUAUACACUGUCACCCUUCAACGGAGCAGAAGCACAGGUUUGGCUAUUCAAGCAUAAGCCAGAGAUGCUGGACCCACUGGCCAAGUAUCACAGCUGUACCUCAUUCUUUGGGAAGAACUUUGUUGACGUCCGCAAGAUGGAUAUCGAUGAAGACUUGGCGGAGGAGUUUUACAAGAAUCUGCUGGAACUAGAGAAGGAAGUUUUGGCAAGAUGUGGCCGCCCAGGGCUUAAGCAAUAACUAAUCGAUGCCUCUUGUUGCCUAGCUUCUUGGCAGUGGGACUUUUAUUUUCUUGUUUGCAAAGCAAACCUCACUGAAGAGAUGAUGUCAGAUUUUUCUAGGGCUGAUGAGAGGAACCAAAAAGCCUUAAGUAUGUGUUGCUUCGUACUGCCCCCCAACCCACCCCCAAGUCUGGAACUUCCUGUCUUUCUAAUAAACUGUUAGCCACACAGAACCAUUAGAAAAAAUUGCAUCUGGCUUGCACUCCAUCCUGCUCUAUGGCUGGCAGUUUGCUGCAGCUCAGGAAAUACCCAUCUCAGGAAGAAGGUAGGAAGGCUAUCAAGCAUCUCAGAGUGGGUCCAGACCUUUUGGUUUGCAUACCUGCUUCAGGAGGCUGCUGAUGUCUGUACUGCUCCCUCGUUCAGAAACUCUGA